This is a messenger RNA of Beta vulgaris subsp. vulgaris (sugar beet), 1167 nucleotides long. Its product is annotated as transcription termination factor MTERF9, chloroplastic. The record is from RefSeq and is a predicted model, not a curated record. Gene Ontology annotation, molecular function: double-stranded DNA binding. Gene Ontology annotation, cellular component: chloroplast. The transcript has a single exon. NCBI's taxonomy places the organism in Eukaryota, Viridiplantae, Streptophyta, Magnoliopsida, Caryophyllales, Amaranthaceae. Bases 1 to 1167 code for a protein of 388 amino acids. Gene Ontology annotation, biological process: regulation of DNA-templated transcription; chloroplast organization.
AUGCUCUGCAAAUACAACUUCAAUGGCGUCAAAGCUCUCAACUUCAUCCAUGACUUCCGUUAUCUUCUUCUCUAUUCAACAUCAUCUUCGUCUUCUUUGGCAAAUUAUUUGGUGGAUUCUCUGGGAUUCUCCGACCAAGAUUCUCUCUCCACUGCCGCAAAACUCUCUCGAAUUCGUAAAAAUCAAGGUAUAAAGAAUCUAACUGAUGAAUUAAACAUCAUCAAAAAUGCAGAUUCAGUUAUUAAUUCCUUUAAGCGAAAUGGUUUUGAGCUACAUCAUAUUAGAAAUUGUGUAAUUUCUCAUCCUAAAAUUUUAUUAUCUAGAGUUGAGAAAACCCUAGAACCUAAAUUUAAGCUUCUUCAGGAAAUGGGUUUAUCAUCUUCUGAUUUAAUUCAUGUUAUUUCAAGGAAUCCUUCAUUGUUAAAUCGAUGUUUAUUUUCUGCAAUUCAAACUCUUAAGUGUGUUUUAGGUAGUGAUGAGAAUGUUUUUAGAAUAAUUCGACAAUCGAAUUUGCUAUAUUCAUCUUUAGGUAAAAACAAUAUAAUUCAGAAUGUUGAAUUGUUGGAGAAGUAUGGCAUUUGUAGUGAGAAAAUUCAGAAACAUAUGGUUCUGAAACCAAGACCCUUCUUGGUAAGAACUUGUGUACUUGAAGAGAUAUUGAUUAGGGUUGAGGAGAAGUUGGGGAUUCCUCGCGAUUCGGGGAUGUUCUUGUAUGUUCAGUUGCUUGCUGGUAUUAGUGACAGAAACUUUGAUUCUAAAUGCAGGGUAUUUGAGAGCUUUGGGUGGAAGAAAUUAGAUGUUGAAGCACUUAUCAGGAAGAAUCCUCUUUGCUUUACUUUGUCUGAAGCGAAGAUCAAUAAGUCGUUGGAAUUUCUUAUGAAUGAGCUCGGUUGUGACCCUGCUUGUGUGGUAGCGUAUCCUAUCUUGUUAACAUCUAGCCUGGAGAAGAGGUUGAUGCCGAGAUAUAGAAUCUUGGAGAUGUUAAAGGAAAAAGGUUUGCUCCAAGCAGAUUACCCUCUAUUCAGGGCUAUGAGCUACACUGAGAUCAAGUUCUUGGUGAAGUUUGUUCAACCGUUUAAGGAUGAUGUUCCCCAUCUCGAUGAGAUUUACGAUACAAGUAGAGGUCUUCAUAAGGUGCCAGAAACUACAGGGAAGAAGAGCAUAUAG